Messenger RNA from Phytophthora infestans T30-4, 669 nucleotides. RefSeq lists its product as uncharacterized. The coding region runs from base 1 to 669 and encodes 222 amino acids. NCBI's taxonomy places the organism in Eukaryota, Oomycota, Peronosporomycetes, Peronosporales, Peronosporaceae. The record is from RefSeq and is a predicted model, not a curated record. The transcript has 3 exons.
AUGGCCCCUUCAUGGCCCUCGCUUUUCGACAACCAAGUGAUCUCAACGAACGGAAACUGCCCUGCCAUUCUUUUUCAGCUUGCACAAUUGUGCGUACGUGACUUGAAAGUGGAAGAUAUCGCCGACAUGCGUGGAUUAUUGUGGAAUAUGGAGUGGCUACGCUCACGAGACGUGCACUUCUCGCUCGCGACACGACCGAUUUCGUCAAGUUCGUUCUCUGUCGGCGACGAUAAAACUUGCCCUUCUGAAUAUUUCUAUAACCUGUACGCGUUUUCCGGACGCAGUGACCUGCCGCAACAUUCAGGGCGAAACAAGAUGCUGGAGUACUGGGAAAAGAAUGUCAUCCCGGCGAUCGAGACGUACGUAUCGGGGUCAUUCAAGAGCUACGAAAUGGACUACUUUUUCGCCCAGCUACGUGAACCUUUGAGAGAGGGGAAUGCUGCCGCAGCGUUAAAAAUCGCGUUUACAUUGUGUGACGGUCAUGUACCGUCAGGCUGUCACUACCCAGAUCCAGGCACCGAUUGGACAGCUCUGCAAAUCGACGAUGUGGAAGUUGGGGGUCGCUAUGUGAUUGCUUCGGAGAACGUGGAUGUUGCGGAUUGGUCUCGAGAUAUGUUGUGGACUUUGGGCCACUCAGGAACUGUCCGAGUUGUCGCUCCCACCCCCUAG